Molecule: messenger RNA, 333 nt
Organism: Colletotrichum truncatum
Lineage: Eukaryota; Fungi; Ascomycota; Sordariomycetes; Glomerellales; Glomerellaceae
Source: RefSeq, a predicted model, not a curated record
AUGAGAAUCAGAACUUUCCUGCUUUAUGCCAUAUCACUUGCUUCAAUGGCAGUAGCAGAUAUGCAUACUUGUAACAACGCAGGAUCGAAGCCUGGAACAUUUGUUUCAGGCAGAUGCAUUAGCUAUGAUGACCAGGCUAAAGAAGUCAAUCACCCGGACUUGACCAAGUCUUGCUGUCAACCUCCUCACGGCACAUCAUAUGACGAUGGCCCUGGAGAAUUUUGUUGCAUGACGGAUGAUACAGAAAAUUUUAAAUUUCAAGACAAUUGUUGUUCAGAUAGUGGUAGAAGAAAGGGCGUUGUGUUUGCUCAAUAUCCGUACCCUUUCUACUGA